Molecule: messenger RNA, 567 nt
Organism: Adineta ricciae
Lineage: Eukaryota; Metazoa; Rotifera; Eurotatoria; Adinetida; Adinetidae
Source: the annotation of a GenBank genome assembly
AUGAUAGUCAAAAUUGUUUCACUUCUCUUAUUCGUGCACAAUGUUUAUCUUAUGGCAAUUCCGACGCCACCAAAUCCGAAUCAAUUCACAAUAACAGCCGGAAAGCCCGAUGGUUCACCACAGAUCGAAGUAACCACGAAUUAUGUCGAUCGUUUAGCUCAACUUUUUCGUAUCGAUGUUACAAAUUAUGGUAUCAUCACUGAACAGGCAUUUUACUAUGGAGAAAAUCAAACGGGAUAUCUUCUUUACUAUGAUAAGCAACCAACUCGAUGUCAUAAAGUCAAAGAAAACUAUGCAGACAUGUUGGCUGAUUGGCAAAAAUUGCCGUAUGCCGGAAAAACAAGUGCCGUUAGUGAUCCGAAAAUUGAAUGUAAUAUGUGGAAUGAAACUGACCAAAGUUGGACAUGGAGUUAUCUUGCUUCAAUUAAAGAUAAUAGACCAAUUGAAAUUUUAGAUAAUAGUAUUCUGAUUUCAGUUUUUACGAAUUAUACAAUUGGACCUGCGGUUGUACCAAAAAAGAUUUUCCAUUUACCCGUUCCGGAAAGUCGAUGUGUACCAAAAGAUUAA